AUGGCGACAGUGUUGGCAGAGGCCCAAUGCCAAGUCUGUUUGGACUGCCUGAGAGACCCUGUAUCUUUAAAGUGUGGGCACAACUUCUGUCGGUCCUGCAUCGAGCUUGCCUGGGAGUAUCAGGAUGUCAAGUUCCCUUGCCCAUUGUGCAAACAGCCACGCCAGGAUAAAAUGUUAAGGAACAACAGUCAACUGAGAAAUAUAUUGCAUGAAGCCAAGUUGUACCACGCCACGGAAAAGAGGGAGAGAGAGAUGCCUCAGUGCAAGGAACACAGUCAGGACCUGAAACUUUUCUGUGAGGAUGACCUAAGUGUAUUAUGUCACAUCUGUAACAAAGACCACCAGGGUCACAACGUGAAGCCUCUAGAGGAAGUUACUUCUAGUCAAAGGAGAAGGCUCAGAGGUUACUCUCUGUUCUUGAAGAAGCAAUUGACACUCUAUGAAAAUCUCAGUUUCACGCAAAAGAAAUCUGAAGAACAGCUGAAUGGGAUGAUUGCCAAAGGGAGGCAAAAAUUUCUUUUUCAAUAUGAAAUUGUGAACCAAUUUUUCAACUGGCAGAAAGAAGUCUGUCUCUUCAGGUUAGCUGAUGAUUUUAAGCAUAUUCAACAAAAUAUUCUUACAAAUAAAAUGGCAGUUUCAGAAUACAUUACUACCUACUCUAGUGUCAGCAAGGAAGUGGUCGAUAUGAGCGUGAUGUUGGAUGAUGUGAAAUUUCUGACAGGCCUCAAGAAGAUCUACGUCAUGUGUGAAGAUCAUAUGGCCCCACCGCUCUCUUCCAUUCAGUUAAGGGAGGAAUUCAGCUUUCGCGUGAACUCCUGGUACAUAUACCCACCUCUGGAGGAAAUGAGAAAGAACUUUCAAAGACAGGUGACUCUGGAUCCUGAAAUAGCACAUCCUAAUCUGGUCGUAUCUGAGGACAAAAAGUCUGUGACAUUUGUGACUGGAAAGAAAAUACUUCUUCCUACUCUGAAGAGAUUUAGCAUUUCCCCAGUGAUCCUGGGAUCUGAAGCCUUCAGUACAGGCAGACAUUAUUGGGAAGUUAGAGUGAAUGACAAGCCUGAAUGGAUGGUGGGAGUUUGUGCAGAAUCUCUUUCCAGGAAGGCUAUUUUAUCCUCCAGAGGGCAGAAUGGACGCUGGACAAUUCAGUUUUGCAAUGACGUGUAUAUUGCACAAGCAUCUGUUUCAGUUACAUUAGAGCUCAAAGAAAAACCUCAAGGGAUAGGUGUUUAUCUGGACUUUGAAUUGGGUGAGAUUUCCUUCUACAAUUUGAGUACAAGCUCACAUAUCCAUUCUUUUUUGAACAAAUUUCCUGGACAACUCAAGCCUUAUUUCUACGUUGGACGUGAUCCUGAACCUCUAACAAUCUGUGCUUUCACAGACUAUAAGUGA
Messenger RNA from Elephantulus edwardii (Cape elephant shrew), 1389 nucleotides. Its product is annotated as putative tripartite motif-containing protein 75-like. The transcript has a single exon. The record is from RefSeq and is a predicted model, not a curated record. The coding region runs from base 1 to 1389 and encodes 462 amino acids. Gene Ontology annotation, molecular function: protein binding; zinc ion binding. Lineage: Eukaryota; Metazoa; Chordata; Mammalia; Macroscelidea; Macroscelididae.